UUGAACAUAUUUGAUCAACUUUAUGAACUUUUCCAUGUUGACUUUCAGACCCUCAUUUUCGAUUUUGGCUCGGAGGUGUACGUAUGGAGUGGACGUAAUGCACGAAAGACUGCAGGGCGUUAUGCUGUAGAGUAUGCUCAGCAGUUGAAAACAAAACGAGUCACGUCGGACUUAUCCCUCUUUGGCUCAGAGUUGGGUGACGGGCGUGCGCCUUGGGUACUGUACCUUCGAGUGUUUCAAGGAGUUCAAAACUGUCUGUUCGCUGCGAAAUUCUCAGAUUGGCAAACCAGUGAGACAAAAAUUUUCAGCACACCUAAGCCUUUCCAACCGGCGAUACCACUGCAAUGCCCUGAUGAGAAGCUUCAUGCUCGCCUUCUGUCAGAUGUCCUUUUGAAUUUAUCACAUCCAGAACCAACGGAAAUCUUGGAAGACCAAGAGCUGACACGUGAAAUGAAAGACGUUGUCACCGAGAGUGUAACGUUUUGGCAACUGAUCGGCGAGGAGUUGGAACCAAUUGAACAGACGAAUGUUUUCGUUGAUGACUGUUGCUACGUGAUACGGUGGCAGUACCGAAUUCAGACUUCAGGUUGGCUCGGCAUUAUUUUCGUUUUCAUUUUUCCUAAGCUGCAUGUUCACGGUGUUCGUCGUUCUGCGCGUCGGUCAGCUGUCUCCGGAAAAAGAAAACCUGGCGCGAACGAGUUAUCAUUUCUAAUUGGGCUCGGAGCCAAGACGUCUCCGAAACAACAAGGAUUAUGUGCAGUUCGUUUGUCGCAUAUGGACAAAGAGAAACAUCACCAUGUUCGCGUUGCUCAUCUCUUUGAACCACCACUCUUCCUCAACCUAUUCCAAGGGAAAUUCAUCAUUCAGCGUUCAAAGCCAGCGGCGACUAUUCGCACAUUCGUAGUGGUGAUUGCUCAACAGCAGAGAGGAUACCGCGAAUAG
Cooperia oncophora is the source of this 942-nucleotide messenger RNA. NCBI's taxonomy places the organism in Eukaryota, Metazoa, Nematoda, Chromadorea, Rhabditida, Trichostrongylidae. The record is from the annotation of a GenBank genome assembly.